Molecule: messenger RNA, 417 nt
Organism: Kockovaella imperatae
Lineage: Eukaryota; Fungi; Basidiomycota; Tremellomycetes; Tremellales; Cuniculitremaceae
Product: ankyrin domain-containing protein
Exons: 1
Molecular function (GO): protein binding
Source: RefSeq, a predicted model, not a curated record
UCCUCCCUUCCACCAGAAGCCAUCGAACUUGCAUCCCGGAUAUUCAAUUACGCCAGAACAGGGUCACCUCUACUGGCACAGUACCUCUCAGCAGGUAUCCCACCUAACAUGACAAACUCGGCAGGUGAUACGUUGCUCAUGCUCGCUGCAUAUCAUGGUCAAAUCGAAAGCGUGAGAUGCGUCUUAACUCACGGAGCCGAUAUCAAUCUGGUCAAUGGUCGUGGGCAGACACCCCUGGCAGGAGCCGUCUUCAAAGACUAUCAUGGUGUCGUGACGAUACUUGUGGAGGCGGGUGCCGACUCAAAAGCUGGACGACCGAACGCUAUGGAGACGGCUGGCAUGUUUGGUCGAAGGGAAUGUGCGAGGAUCAUGGGAUUGGAUUGGGACGAAUGCGUCAGGAGCGUGCCUGAGGGUAUC